AUGGCCAAGUUUUUUGCCCCUGCUGCUGCGGCUCUGCUGCCCGCCGUUCUGGUAGCGGCGGCUCCUACCGCCUCCAACGCCACUGGUGGUUGCACAGUCACCCAAUACGCCCAAAUCGCCAACGCAGUCAAGACCUGUACCGACAUCACACUCUCUAACAUUGCUGCGCCUCCGAACGGCUCCAUCGAUCUCCAAAAGCUCCAGAAGGGAGCCACCACCUUUGCCACUACCGCCGAUAAUGACUUCAACCCCAUCAUCAUCUCCGGAACUGACAUUACUGUCACCGGCGCCCCUGGGCAUGUGAUUGAGGGCAAUGGCGCUGCGUACUGGGAUGGCUUGGGAUCUAACGGCGGCGGCGCCAAGCCUGACCACUUUUUCGUUGUCAAGAAGACCAUCAACGCGAAAAUUACCAACCUGAACAUCAAGAGCUGGCCCGUCCAUUGCUUUUCCAUGACCGGCAACCAGGGCCUCACUGUCAGUGGCCUCGUGCUGGACAACUCUGCUGGUGACGAGCCCAAUGCCAGAAGCGGUAGCAAGGCCGCCGCGCACAACAGUGAUGGCUUCGAUAUUUCUUCCAGCGAUAACGUCCUGCUGGAAAACAUCAAGGUUCAUAACCAGGACGACUGUGUCGCCGUCACCAGCGGAUCCAACGUCGUAGUUAACAACCUCUACUGCUACGGAGGUCACGGCCUGAGCAUUGGUUCCAUCGGCGGCAAGAGCAACAACACCGUCGACGGCGUCACUUUCUCCAAUUCCCAGAUCGUCAAGAGCUCCAAUGGCUGCCGCAUCAAGUCCAACUCUGGUACCACUGGCGAGGUCAACAACGUCACCUACAAGAACAUUACCCUUACCGACAUCGAUACGUACGGCAUUGACAUCCAGCAGGACUACCUUAACGGAGGCCCGACUGGUGUUCCCACCAACGGUGUCAAGAUCUCUGGCAUUCAUUUCGUCGAUGUAACUGGUACUGCCACUAGCGAUGCCUACAACUACUACAUUCUUUGCGGUGAAGGCAGCUGCUCUGAUAUCACCUUUGAGGACACCAGGAUCACCGGAGGCGGCAAGGGAGGCAGCUGUAACUUCCCCGCCAGUGGAUGCCCUGCAUAA
This is a messenger RNA of Colletotrichum spaethianum, 1107 nucleotides long. Its product is annotated as putative enoyl reductase. Gene Ontology annotation, molecular function: polygalacturonase activity. Lineage: Eukaryota; Fungi; Ascomycota; Sordariomycetes; Glomerellales; Glomerellaceae. Gene Ontology annotation, biological process: pectin catabolic process. The transcript has 4 exons. The coding region runs from base 1 to 1107 and encodes 368 amino acids. Gene Ontology annotation, cellular component: extracellular region. The record is from RefSeq and is a predicted model, not a curated record.